This is a messenger RNA of Patiria miniata (bat star), 3942 nucleotides long. RefSeq lists its product as uncharacterized. The transcript has 21 exons. The record is from RefSeq and is a predicted model, not a curated record. Lineage: Eukaryota; Metazoa; Echinodermata; Asteroidea; Valvatida; Asterinidae. Gene Ontology annotation, molecular function: protein binding. Bases 240 to 3647 code for a protein of 1135 amino acids.
AGGCUAACAUCGCGCCUCCAGUAUCCGCUGACUGAUACAUGUAACGUUUUAUGGCGGUCGUUAUGUUGCUACAUGUAUAUUGAUACAAGCAUGCGUGCACGUCUGCUUUAAAUCCAUGCUAUCGGGUAUAGGCCUGUCAAUGUCAUCACCUGGAUUUAAAAGCAGCGUAGGGAGUUAUCAUAAAUCUCCACCGCACUCAAGUUGAGAGGCAUUUCAGAGAGGUCUGCCGAGGCGUCAACAUGCAGCGGUUUGCAUUCACGGUUUUACGGGCGCUCCUGGGGCUCUGUGUGCUGGUACGCGGCAGCGAGGCCGUCAUAUCCCUGCGCGAGCUCUCCUCGGUCUACCUGCCGUACGAUUAUGCGUCGGACGGUGCGGGGCUGUUCGACCUUGAUACCGGUGCGUCUGAGCAGAGUGCGUACGACCCGGAGCGUUCUACGGUCUACACUGUUGGCGACAAGUACAUGCACGUGUUGGACUUCACCGAUGUAACAGCUCCAACCGUGCUCCACCACGCCCGCCUGCCGUCGAAGGGCAACGACGUGGAGUACUGUGGAGGGCUCGUCGGGGUGGCGCUGGACGGCCAGCCCGGUACCGUCCAGCUGUACCGUCGCUACGACCGGCAAUCUGGCCAGCUUCAGCUCGUGGCGAACAUCUCCGUUGGCAGUCGACCGGACAUGUUGAAGUUCACCCACGACUGCAGGACGAUCGUAGUGGCGAACGAGGGCGAGCCGUACGAGGACGCGGGCUACAUCGUCGACAACGAAGGCACGGUGUCGAUCAUCCAUCUCGACAACCUCGAUACGGCCGUUCCGGAUGCCGUCAGUCUUGACUUCAAGUCGUUUAACGAUCGAGCGGAUGAAUACGUUCGGCGUGGAGUGAGAUGGCCGUACAGGGGAGAAUUGGGCCGAAGCGCCAACAACUUCUCACAGUCCCUGGAGCCGGAGUAUAUCACCAUCAACAAGCAGGACACGAAAGCCUACAUAUGCCUGCAGGAAAAUAACGCGGUGGCUGUGGUGGAUCUGAUAUCAGAAACGAUCGUGGAUAUCUACCCUUUCGGCUUCAAGUCCUGGAAAAACUACCUGCUUGAUGCAAGCGAUAAAGACUCAGGGAUCAACUUGGAGUCCUACGACAUCUACAGCAUCUACCAGCCGGACACUAUCGCGUUCAUGGAGAUGGGCGGUGUCGAGUAUAUCGUCACGGCCAACGAGGGCGACGACAUGGAACUCCAGGCGGGAAAUGAAGAGUGGGAAGAAAGCCAGAGAGGGAAUGAUUUUGUAAAGGAGAAUCAGCUGUCUGACCAGGUUCCCAGCGAAGUGCGAAGCGCCCUCGCUGACAAGGAGAAGUUAGGACGGCUACAGUUCAGCACGGUCGACGGCCGCAACCCGCAGAACACCAGCGAGUUUGACAGGCUGUACUUCUACGGCGGCCGCAGCGUGUCCAUAUUCCGUGCCGACGACUUCUCGUUGGUGUACGACAGCGGAGACGAGAUCGCACGUCGGCACGCGGGGGCCUACCCGGAGCUGUUCAACGCCGACUACCUCAGUCGCGAUCCGGCUAGUGACUCGCCGACAGACACCUUCGACAAGCGGUCUGAUAACAAGGGUACAGAACCCGAAGCCGUGGAGCUGGGAGAGAUCAACGGCAAGCGCGUACUGUUCGUCGGUAACGAGCGGACGUGCGCCCUCAUGGUCUACGCUUUCGAGAGCGACUCAAUCGUGCCGGUCUUUCAGUCCAUCCAUCGGUUCGGGGAGUCGCGGGGGGCCUUCUCCGACCUCUACGACGGGAGGAAAAUCGGGAACCUGGACCCAGAGGACCUCAGGUUUAUCAAGGCAUCCGACACGCCACUCGGGAAGCCAUUGCUUCUGGUUACCAGCGCGAUUGGUGGCACCGUGGCCAUGUACGAGGUUGUAGAUAGCGAUGCUGACACCGGUGACAGCGAUGCUCAUGUGGUCUUGAGCCCCAUCUCCACCGUGUACAUACCGUACGGUUACUCGUCUGAUGACACGGCCAGAUACGGCCUAGGUGAAGGAGCUAGCGAGCAGAGCGCCUACGAUCCGGCUAACGCUAUGGUUUAUACUGUUGGGGACAAUUUCAUGCACGUCAUCGACAUCUCAGACAUCACACGGCCGACCAUCGUCCACUACCUGCAGCUACCGUCCAGUGGCAACGACAUCGAACUGUGCGGUGGCCUGAUCGGCGUGGCACUGGGCGGUACCCCUGGGACUUUGAAUAUGUACAGUCUCUACGACAGCCAAAGCGGCCAGGUUUCUCUCGUUAGAAGUAUUCAGGUUGGCAGCAAGCCGGACAUGCUGAAGUUUACCGAGAAUUGCCGAACCCUGCUCGUGGCCAACGAGGGAGUGUCGACCGUGGAAUCGGGCUACAUCGUGGACCACGAGGGGUCUGUCACCAUCCUUCGUCUGGAUGAUGCCGGCGGGAUCGUCAAUAGAACCGACCUGGAUUUCACCUCAUUUAACACAAGAGCCUCCGAGUAUGUCGAGCGAGGCGUCAGGUGGCCUUACCGGGGAGAACUGAGCCAGAGCCCCACCAACUUCUCCCAGUCCAUGGAGCCAGAGUAUAUCACAUUCAGCAAGGACGAGACCAAGGCGUACAUAUGCCUCCAGGAAAACAAUGCAAUCGCUGUGAUCGAUCUGACUACCAAUACCAUUGUCGAUAUUUAUGCACUCGGAGACAAGUCUUGGCAGAGUCUAUCCCUAGACGCCAGUGACAAAGAUGGAGGCAUCAACUUUGCGUCAUACGACAUCUACAGCUUGUACCAGCCCGACGCCAUUAAGUACGUGGAGCUGAACGGCGAGGGCUAUAUCAUCACCGCCAACGAAGGGGAUAGCCUUGACUACGAGGUGGGAGGAAACACCUGGGAAGACGUGCAACGGGGGAAAAAGUUCGUAGAUGGAAAUCUUUUGUCCAACACUGUAUCCGCAACUCUUCGGCAGGCGUUGAGUGAUGAUGCCGCUCUUGGUCGCCUGCAGUUCAGCACGGUGGACGGGCGCAACGCCCAGGACCCAAGUCAGUUCGAUCGGCUGUACGCCUUCGGCGGUCGCAGUUUCUCGAUCUUCAGCUCCGCCGAUAUGUCGCUCGUCUACGACAGCGGCGACGAUCUGGAACGGAAACACGACCUCUACUACCCAGAAGUGUUUAACGCCGAUUGCGACUCCGAUGACCCGGAUGUCGACACGCCCGAGGAUAGGUUCGACCGUCGCUCGGAUAACAAGGGAGUGGAAUGUGAGGUUUUGGAGACGGGUGAAAUCAACGGCAAGCGGUUGCUCUUCGUGGGCCAGGAGCGAACCAGCUCCGUCAUGGUCUACAGUUUCCCAGGCGAUUCGAUCAUACCGACCUUCGAGUCGAUGUACCGAGCGGGCGGCACCAGCAAGACCUUCACUGAGCUCUUGAACGAACGGAAUCUGGGCGACCUAGCACCCGAGGAUUUACGCUUCAUCCCGGCGUCAGACAACCCGAGCGGUAAGCCGCUUCUCCUGGUGACCAGCACGAAGAGUGGGACCCUGUCUAUUUACGAAGUGGCGGAGUUCCCCAACAACGACCCCAACGGUGGAAGCGACGCAGUCUUCUCCCCACGGAUAGCGGCAACUCUCACAGCUCUUAGUUUAGUCAUAUCUAUUAUACUUCAUUAAUAAAACCCUGUAUGUUUAAGUAUCGUUACUUCUAAAUAUUUGUUUUGUAUUAUUAUCGUACUGAGUUUUAGCUUUUAAAUCAAGACCAUUAAUUGUUUUAAGCGCAUGAGCAUCAUGACGCGAAAUAUCCGAGUUUCUGUCUGUCGUUUCAUUGUGCUUGAAAUUAUAUGGUGUUGGGAACAUUGUAUUGCCAUUUGACCGAUCAUGGUUGCAGUGGACUUGACUAGUCGCCAUCAAAAUCAUUCGUCGUUCGAAAGUAUAACGUGGAAUCAAUGAAAAGAUUAUAUUGGAGACC